Messenger RNA from Podarcis muralis (Common wall lizard), 4493 nucleotides. RefSeq names its product syndecan 3 (gene SDC3). Gene Ontology annotation, biological process: cell migration. Lineage: Eukaryota; Metazoa; Chordata; Lepidosauria; Squamata; Lacertidae. Gene Ontology annotation, cellular component: membrane; cell surface. The record is from RefSeq and is a predicted model, not a curated record.
CUCCUUGUCCCCGCAGCCAUUGAGCGAAUGGACUGGGCUCCGGAGCGCACGUUUCCUGCAAGGGGGAAGAAGCCGCGGCGGAGCACGCUCUGACCGUUGCAGUCCGGCGCCGGCGGGGUGCGAGUGGGCUGGAGCCGGGGAGGCGUCGCCGUGGGCCCGGCGGACUGGCGAGCCCCGCAGCCCUGGCCUCCGCCCUCCUCCUGCCUCCUCCUCGCAGCAUCUCUCCAGCCCAGGAGAAGCAGCAGCAGCGUCGCCGCCGCCGCCGGCGCGCUCCUUGCCUUUCCUGCAUCCUCGGGCUCGCUGCCGCCCUCCUCCGCCUCCUCCCCUGCCUCGUUGCUGUGGGUUUCUGGUUGCAUCGGGAACAAAGGAAAGGCUUCCCCCCCUCGCCCUCCCUCCCUCCUUCUUCCCUCCCCCCCUCCUUUCCUCCCGUCCCUCUGGACUCCCGACGGGCGUAGCAGCCGCAGCAGCCGCCGUGGGCGCCCCGAUCGCCCCUUCCCAGCAUGAAGGAGAUGCCUCGGCUGCUGCCGUCGAGGCCCCGCCGACAGGGAGGGCUCCUGCUGCCGCUCUUGCUGCUCCUGCUCCUGGACGGCCACGUCGCCCGGGCCCAGCACUGGCGGAAUGAAAAUUAUGAGCGGCCCAUUGACCUGGAAGGUUCUGGAGAUGAUGACUCCUUUGAGGAUGAAGAAAUUGAUGAAAUCGAGGAACUCUACUCAGGCUCUGGCUCAGGAUAUUUUGAGCAGGACUCUGGGAUCAAGACCAUUGUGCGGCUCAACACAGAUGCACCCCUCACCCUACCUACAACUUCUCCCAUGUUGCCCGCCACCUCUGUGCAGCCAGUAGCCACCCCCUUUGCACCAUUCCCUGCGGAGGAAGCCACCUCUGACCCAGUAACAAGCAGCCUCUACAUCCCCAGGGUGACCGAAGCACCGGCGGUCACCAUCCGGAAAGUGCUUGGUACCACUGCUAGCACCGCAGCCCUUGAUGCCUCUGCUACCGCUAGUACUAUUGCUACCACCACCUCCACAACUGCUGCCACCACCACCACCACCUCUGCUACGAUGCCCAUGUCCAAGCCAACGACUGUCCGGAGAGUCCUGCCCCCCUUUAUCACCAUUGUAGCCACGACGCAGUCGAUCACACUUGAAACGCCAACCAUGGCCACCGAAGUUGCCAGGACGGAACUGAACACAGCUCCGCUGGUGACCACCGGCGUGACGAAGAGCAGGGCUGUGCCAAAGCCAAGCACUUCUCGGGAGCCAGACCGCAGUGAGAGGACUACCACAUUGCCCCAACCCUCAAGUUCUACAGCACCUACAGAACCAGUCCAGGGAGAGCCUCUGGAUGCGACCCCUUCCACGUCAAUGAAUAACGAACUGGAAGUUCCCGUCAGUGGGGACUUUGAAAUCCGUGAGGAGGAGGAGGUGGCAGCUCAGACGGAGCUCAGCAAUGAAGUGGUUGCCCUGGUUACCCCAGCCUCCGGGCCGGUGCUGAGGAAGAAUGCUGAGCCGGGGCUUGUAGACAAUACAAUAGAAUCUGGAAACUCGGCUGCACAGCUCCCCCAGAAAAACAUCUUGGAAAGGAAAGAGGUCCUCAUAGCCGUGAUUGUGGGCGGGGUCGUUGGAGCUCUCUUUGCUGCCUUCCUGGUGAUGCUGCUCAUCUACCGGAUGAAAAAGAAGGACGAGGGGAGCUAUACCUUGGAGGAGCCAAAGCAGGCGAGUGUCACGUACCAAAAACCCGACAAGCAGGAGGAAUUCUAUGCAUAAAUCAGUGCCUCGCCACCUCUUUUUCUGUCCCGAUGCCGUCCUUUUUUUAAGAAACAGAAACAAAAAAGAAAAAAAUCUCUCUUAUUAUUCACCCAGCCUCUUUUUCUCUCUCUUUCUAAUCAAGUCUGUGAAUUUUAACAAAGAAGCCUAGAAGAAACCGACAGUUUUUUUAAAAAAAGUAUCAUGUAUGUUAUUUGCUUUUAAAAAGGAAAGGGGAAGGUUGAAUCAGAAAGCAUCAGAAUGUGGAGCAAACAGUGAACUCCUGGCUGGAUGAACGCUUGAGUUAGCACCUCUGCCAGGAACGGUCUCGAGUCACACCUCCCUCAGGUCUAGAGCCUUGACUUAUUUUGUUUCGAAUGAGGUGGUCCGUUUUGGUUUCUGGCACUUUGCAGCACUCUUCAAGGCGAGAUCUUUUUUGACUCGACUGACUCCGCUCAACUAGGAGGUGCAACAGCUAGGAGAUGCAACAUCUGAUCAUCUGGGCUGCUCACAGCUCCCUCCUGCAAUCGGUCAGUUGCGAUGGACAUUUUAAUUGCUUCCUUGGAGAUCUCACAUGGUCCACAGAGAGCACCUUUCCCCAGCUGUGCAUUGUUUCCUUGCCGAGAGCACCUCCCUUCCUCCCAUUCCUACUCACAACCACCACUUUGAAACUUAUCUCCCUACAGAAGGACCAUCCUAGGCUUGCAGAGGUUUCCGGUUAAACCUUAUGCCCAGAUUCAUUCAGCUGGCUUUCACUGUGACCUUGAAGACUCAACUUGCAUGGUAUUGCAAGCUCAGGCAGAUGACCAAGAAACACUUUUCUAAGACAUUAUUUGUGGGAAAACAGUGUGGAAAAGGCAAGCUUUUUCUGAAGUCUGUAGGACAUAGAUAAUGUGUCACACUUCUCAACCAGUGGUGUGGGUCCUUUCCUUCUUUAUAAGGGUAUGGGGGAAUAUGGGGGAAGGGAGAAGGACAACAUGAGUCCAUGAUCUGCUGCAGCAGAUCUUUGGUUCCAUAUAACUCUGUAAAUAAAUGGAAGUGGUAAAAAGUUAAUAAACACCAGUGCUCAACUGUUGGGCUGAAACCUGCAUCUCCAAAGCAGGAAUUUGUAGGUCAGCAUCAAGCUGGGGAGUGUGACAUUUCACCCAAACCUUCCCUGCUAAAGCAGAUGUCACAUUUUCACUGGCAACGUAGGCGAGGGAAUAGUGCUGACCCAUAGAUUGGCAGAUGACCUAUGGCCCAAAUGCCACAGAGGGACCAAAUGGAUAAAUUGGCGAUUGAACUGUAUGCAAUAAAAAUGAAGGCAAGGAAAGACAAAUGUUCACUCUUACAUAUCAGAAAGCCAAGGGUACUAAAAAACAAAAAACAAAACAAAAACACCAAUAUGGGUGGGGAAAAUGCAAUGCAAUUGAAAACCACCAAUGGGUGAUAAGGGUGUUUUAAAUUAUGCAUCACUAAUAGGAUGCUAUUGCAAGGUGCCAAUAUGUAUUGGCAAAUGCCCAUUCAAAUUGCAUUGACUGAAUGUUGUACACACACCUUGGCUGGAGCAGCAAGCCAAGUGAUCACAGUUCAGAGAUAUGUAAGUAAACAGGGGAAGAUUCAGAGUUGAGCCACAAAGUUGCUACUGAGCUUGGCACAUUGGAUAUACAAAGGAAAGCUGGGAACUCUGUUGAACUUUUCAAAAAGCAGGCUGGCAAAACCAGUAAAGGAAGUAGCAGAAUGAACAUAUGGCAGCCUUCCCUAACCUAGUGCCCUCCAGGUGUUUUGGACAACAAUUCCCAUUGGCUGGGUGGGGAUGAUGGGAGCUGUUGUUUAAGACAGCUGACUUAUAGCAGCAACAUACAUUUAACUUAGGCUGUGAUCAUAUCAACACUUCCCUGGGAGUAUGCCCCCUUUAAGCCAAUGGGACCUACUUCUGAGUCCAUAUGUAUAGGGUUUGGGAUUAGAGUGGGGCAUGCAUGCAGGUCCUGCGCACAAUGUUCCCAUGACUGCUGGAUAUACCUCUGAUUUUUACACAUUUAGUGCAAUCAGGAUACCCAACUGAGAUGUGCGUAGGGGAUUCUAACCUGUGAGGAUUCUAACUAUUGGGGAAGGGCCAUGGCUUUGUGGUAGAGCACCUUACUUGCAUGCAGAAAGAAACCCCCAGGUUCAGUCCCUGCCAUUUCUGGGUAGGGAUGAGGAGGACUCCCAUCUGAAACCCCUGAAAGCUGUUGCCUGCCGUCAUAGACAAUACUGAACUGGAGGUACCACCCGUCCGACUUCGUGUAAGGUAUGUUCAAGCAAAACCUCAUGCUCAGUGUGCAAAAGCUGGGGGGGGGAUGUGGGAGCAGGGCACACUGGGGAGGUGGGGUGUGGUACUUGCUAUUUGCUGCAUAGUUUAAGCCAGGCACAGGCAAACUCGGCCCUCCAGACUAUGUCCCAUGAUUCCUAGCUAACAGGACCAGUGGUCAGGGAUGAUGGGAAUUGCAAUCACAAAACAGCUGGGGGGGGGCGAGUUUGCCUAUGCCUGGUUUAAGCCUUCAUGUGCUAUUAUGAAUAUCUGAAGAGAACUGCUGCAAUCUUAAGAAUGCCUACCAAUUCCCAGGUAAGUAUGCAGGACGAUAGACACCAAGGAGGGGAAAAAAAUGUUCUAGAAACAAUUUGGGGUUUUUUUUUGAGGAUGGGAAGCUGUGUAGCUGUCAGUUUCUGGAGGUUUUGAUGGAGAAGUGUGCAUGCGCAUCUAUGAACAACAGCAAACAGAUGACCCCCCCC